UUCAAUCUCUGUAUGUGUUUAGUUUGUCAUUUUGCAUGUUGGGUCGGUGGGUUGAGUUCUAAGCUUUGCUAAUGGCGGCCAAGAAGGCGUGUGAGUCUUUCUCCAAGAGCUUAAUAGAGGACGUCCACAAAUGGGGUUGCAUGAAGCAGACCGGGGUCAGCUUGAAGUACAUGACGGAAUUCGGCUCCAAUCCAUCGGACCGGAACUUGUUGCUUUCGGCCCAGUUCCUCCACAAGGAGCUCCCCAUUAGGAUUGCUCGCAGAGCUGAUGAGCUUGGUGCCCUCCCUUAUGGCCUUUCUGAAAAGCCUGCUGUUUUGAAGGUCCGAGACUGGUACAUUGAUUCCUUCCGUGACAUGAGAAAUUUCCCCAAGAUCAAGGAUAUGAAUGAUGAGAAGGAAUUUACUCGAAUGAUCAAGGCUAUCAAGGUGAGACACAACAAUGUCGUCCCCAUGAUGGCUUUGGGGGUUCAAGAGUUGAAGAAAGGAAUGGAUCCGAAGAUUGUUUACGAGGAUCUUGAUGAGAUUCAACAGUUUCUAGAUCGGUUUUACAUGUCGAGAAUCGGAAUUCGUAUGCUUAUUGGGCAGCAUGCGGAGUUGCAUAACCCUAAUCCUCCUCCUCAUGUUAUUGGCUCUAUACACACAAAAAUGUCUCCUCUGGAGGUGGCACGAAAUGCUAGUGAGAGUGCUCGUGCCAUUUGCUUGCGAGAAUACGGGAGUGCACCCGAAAUUGAUAUCUAUGGUGACACUGGUUUUACAUUCCCGUACGUUCCAACACACUUGCAGCUUAUGGUGUUCGAGUUGGUAAAAAACUCCUUGCGUGCUGUCCAAGAGCGCUUCAUGGAUUCGGAUAAGGUCACACCGCCUGUUCGAAUAAUAGUUGCCGAUGGAAUUGAGGAUGUGGCCAUAAAGAUAUCAGAUGAGGGGGGUGGAAUACCAAGACGUGGUCUUCCCAAAAUUUUCACAUACCUUUAUAGCACUGCCAAAAGCCCCUUGGACGAGCACUCAGAUCUCGGAACAGAUGAUAGAGUAACAAUGGCUGGAUACGGUUACGGGAUACCUAUAAGCCGCUUGUACGCACAGUAUUUUGGAGGCAAUCUUCAAAUUAUCUCUCUGGAAGGAUAUGGGACUGAUGCAUAUCUUCAUUUGUCUCGUUUGGGAGACUCGAAAGAACCAUUGCCGUGAUUUUCUCUAUACUCCGGGUACCAGGAGGACAGGGGAAGGAAAAUUUUAAUUUCUGUAAAGAAAAAGAAACAUUUGAAUAGAUGUUUUCAAUCUGGUUGAACAUUGUUUUCUAUCUUGAAACAGGGAAUCAAAUAGUUGU
Molecule: messenger RNA, 1320 nt
Organism: Hibiscus syriacus
Lineage: Eukaryota; Viridiplantae; Streptophyta; Magnoliopsida; Malvales; Malvaceae
Product: pyruvate dehydrogenase (acetyl-transferring) kinase, mitochondrial-like
Exons: 6
Coding region: 72-1181 (369 amino acids)
Biological process (GO): protein phosphorylation; regulation of glucose metabolic process
Cellular component (GO): mitochondrion
Molecular function (GO): pyruvate dehydrogenase (acetyl-transferring) kinase activity
Source: RefSeq, a predicted model, not a curated record